Bubalus bubalis (water buffalo) is the source of this 1618-nucleotide messenger RNA. It is a transcript of the gene IFT46, whose product is annotated as intraflagellar transport 46. Gene Ontology annotation, cellular component: centrosome; motile cilium; intraciliary transport particle B. The record is from RefSeq and is a predicted model, not a curated record. The transcript is spliced from 12 exons. Gene Ontology annotation, biological process: intraciliary transport; cilium assembly. Lineage: Eukaryota; Metazoa; Chordata; Mammalia; Artiodactyla; Bovidae. The coding region runs from base 292 to 1230 and encodes 312 amino acids.
UUUUUUUUUUCCUUAGCAACUGAUAACAGGCUAGUUGCUCCAAGUAGAAGCCGUGGCUCUCUUCUAAGUAGAAGUGGCCAGGCCUCAGAUUGGAGUGAAACCCCAGUCCUAGGCUGGGGUUCUUUCCAUAUAGACGAGACGGAUUCAGAGGGGCUACAGACCAAGAUUGUUGAAAACCAGACGUAUGAUGAGCGUCUAGAGAUCAACGACUCUGAAGAGGUUGCAAGUAUUUAUACUCCAACCACGAAACACAAAGGAGUUCCUUGUUCCUCACAUCUUUCUAACAAGACUAUGGCUGAUAACAGCAGUGAUGAGUAUGAAGAUGAAAAUAACAAGGAGAAGAAGAAGACCUCACAGCUGACGCCUCAGCGGGGCUUUAGUGAGAACGAUGAUGAUGACGAUGAUGACUCAUCUGAAACGGAUUCUGAUGAUGAUGAUGAAGAGCACGGGGCCCCUUUGGAAGGGGCGUACGAUCCUGCAGACUAUGAGCAUUUGCCAGUUUCUGCUGAGGUUAAGGAGCUCUUCCAGUACAUCAGCAGGUAUACACCACAGUUGAUUGACCUGGACCACAAACUGAAGCCUUUCAUUCCUGAUUUCAUCCCAGCGGUUGGGGAUAUUGAUGCAUUCUUAAAGGUUCCACGUCCUGAUGGAAAGCCUGACAACCUUGGCCUAUUGGUAUUGGAUGAGCCUUCAACAAAGCAGUCAGACCCUACAGUGCUCUCACUGUGGUUAACAGAGAGUUCCAAACAGCACAACAUCACACAACAUAUGAAAGUAAAGAGCCUGGAAGAUGCAGAAAAGAAUCCCAAAGCCAUUGACACAUGGAUUGAGAGCAUCUCUGAGUUACACCGUUCCAAGCCCCCUGCAACUGUGCACUAUACCAGGCCCAUGCCCGAUAUUGACACACUGAUGCAGGAGUGGUCUCCAGAGUUUGAAGAACUUUUGGGAAAGGUGAGCCUGCCCACAGCAGAGAUUGAUUGCAGCCUGGCAGAGUACAUUGAUAUGAUCUGUGAUUUUUGUUUCUGCUCAUGGGAGUUCUCGAUUUCAGCCAUCCUAGACAUCCCUGUCUACAAGAGUCGAAUUCAGUCCCUCCAUCUGCUCUUUUCCCUCUACUCGGAAUUCAAGAACUCACAGCAUUUUAAAGCUCUAGCUGAAGGCAAGACAGCAUUCACCCCUCCAUCCAACUCCAACUCCCAGGCUGGAGAUGCCGAGACAUUAACCUUCAGCUGACACACCUCCUAUGUGGCUGCUUCACGGCUGCGCCAGCUCCUCUGCCCCAGCUGAGGAGGGGUCAGCGUCAGCCUCCUGGCAGCCUUGCCUGCCUCACACUGACUCGGGCAUGGCACACGUGCUACUACGGUUUCUGCCAGAGAGCACCGCUCGCAGUCAUCAAAUGGCUAAUGCCUGUUUCAGAGCUCCUUCACACGGGAAGUAUGCAUUGACACCACUCUGGGGAUUUGAGCUAGAAGCACUGGAAUUCCUGGGGCCCCAGGAUGCUCAGGAUGGGAGGAAGGCUGAAAAGAUGUUCUUUUUGAGAUAGCAAUAGGAUUAUUUUCUUUCAUGCUCAAAGUCAAUUGGCAAAGGUUUUACAAAUAAAAUGCUCUUAUCUUUCAGGUUA